AUGGCGAUCGAACUCAAGGGGCCAGCAGGGUGGACAUCGGAGACAUCCAGCAAUUCCAGGCGCGAAGUUGACACCAAUAAGAAUGCUCUCCCGGCACAUGAACAAGACCUCGAUGGCGUGAACAAUGGCUGGGGCAAUCUCGACCACGACGCUCGCGACAUGGCUCGUUUGGGCAAGAAACAAGUCAGUCGGUGGUGCAACUUCUGGUGAUGACGAGCGGCCAACUUACACUGUCGCAGGAGUUCAAACGCAAUUUCUCCUUCGCCAGCGCUCUUGGGUUCGUGUCUGUAUACAUGGCCACCUGGGAGUUUGUGCUAGUAUCGCUCUCUGUGGGCUUUUCGGACGGCGGAUAUGCAGGUCUGUUCUGGUGCUUCGUGGUGACAGUGAUAUGCUAUGCCAGUAUUGUUGCGAGUCUGGCGGAGAUGGAAUCCAUGUCGCCCACGGCGGGAGGUACGGAUUGAAAGUCUAGCUGCGAGAAAUUUUGGGGCUGACCAGAUGGAAGGGCAAUAUCACUGGGUGUCCGAAUUUGGACCGCCAAAAUACCAGAGAGGUUUGUUGAACUGAUUGUGACGCCAGGGACCUCGCUGAUCUGUUGUCUAGUUCUGUCCUACGCCUCAGGAUGGAUGUCGACGCUUGGAUGGCUGGCCAGUGUCGCAAGCUCCACCUUCGUGACGACGACACAGAUCCAAGCCAUGAUAGAGGUGACAUACCCGGAUUUCGCUUUCACCCAAUGGCAGUACACAUUGAUCAUGUGGGCUUUUACGAUCAUAACAAUCUUCUUCAACACGUCGGGUGCACCGGUCUUGCCCCUACUAGAGAAAGUGUUUCUCGGCGGCCACCUGCUGGGUUUCUUCGCGGUUAUGAUUCCACUCUUGGUACUUUGUCCCAAGAACAGCGCACGCGAAGUCUUUGUCGACUUCCAGAACCAUUCGGGGUACAGCAACAUCGGCACCGCCUAUUUGAUCUCGCAAGUCUACGUCAUGUACUGCAACCUGGGAUCCGAUUCCGUCGUUCAUAUCUCGGAGGAGGUGGAGAAUGCCUCGCUGGUGGUCCCGCGAUGCAUGUGGUGGUCUUACCUGGGCAACGUUGGCCUCGGAAUUGUCAUGUUGAUCACGAUGCUCUUCUGCAUUGGGCCUCUGGAUGGAGUAGUAAGUGACCAUUGUGGCAUCUAUCGUCACAGAUGUACUGACCCCCAUGCGCAGCUCAAGUCCGACGCGCCGUAUCUGCUUCUCUUCAAUAACACGGGCAAACCCGGACUUUCGAUUGCUCUCAACGUGAUCCUCUUCCUGCUGAUCUAUGCUGGCAACAUCACCGCAUUAACGACCUGUGCGCGAGAAGUAUUUGCGUUCGCAAGGGAUAGGGGCCUGUAAGUUGCGCAGUGCACCCGCAGACCACACACGCUAACUCUUCCUCGCAGGCCCUUCUCCAAAACCAUGAGCAAGAUGGAUCACAAACGGGACGUUCCCUCCAACUCAGUCUACAUAGUCUCCGUGGCCGUCGCGCUACUCAGCUGCAUCAACUUCGGCUCGACGCUGGGCUUCAAUAUCGUUGUCUCGCUAUCGCUGCUCGGCCUCCUGAGCACGUACAUGAUCUCGAUCGGGUGCGUGCUCCUCAAACGCCUCAAAGGCGAGGAACUGCCCUACGCACGCUGGAGUCUGGGACGCUCCGGUCUGGUGAUUAACGCUUUUGCUUUUCUCUAUUCGGCUUUCAUUCUUGUUUUCAGCUGCUUUCCCACCACGUUGCCGGUGGAUUUGAGCUCUGCGAAUUGGGCACCGCUCGUGUGGGUUGGCGUGAUUAUCGUUUCGAUUGUCUUUUACGUUGUCUACGGUCGACGACACUACACGGCACCGGUCGAGUUUAUUAGGGGGCACAAAAAGGAUGGGGUCGGAUUGCAGACAAGCUGA
Molecule: messenger RNA, 1904 nt
Organism: Lecanosticta acicola
Lineage: Eukaryota; Fungi; Ascomycota; Dothideomycetes; Mycosphaerellales; Mycosphaerellaceae
Source: the annotation of a GenBank genome assembly